This is a messenger RNA of Porites evermanni, 2145 nucleotides long. The record is from the annotation of a GenBank genome assembly. Lineage: Eukaryota; Metazoa; Cnidaria; Anthozoa; Scleractinia; Poritidae.
AUGGGUAUAUUUAACGAACAAUCUUUUGAUCAUCCUUUUGCUAAAGGAAUUCAGGGUGCUCCAGGAGUUGGAUUUAGUCUAACCGCAAAUGGUAAUUAUGAUAUUAAUAAAAAAAGACUCACAAAUGUUGGAGCACCUAGUGAUAAUAAUGAUGCCGCCACAAAGAAGUAUGUUGAUGACAAUUCCACCAGAUCAUCAACAACACAUCUAACAGUUGAUUCAAACAUUGAUAUGAAGAAUACAUACCGAAUUACAAAUCUUUGCACACCACUGGAUGCAAAAGAACCUCCUACAAAAUAUUACGUAGACAACACAUUUGUUGACAGAGAUGGAUCUUACCCAAUGAAAGGUAAUCUCAAUAUGGAUAAUAAUCGAAUAUUAAAUCUGCCAGCUCCAACAGGUCCCAAACAACCAACACCAUUAGCUUUCUCAGAUAUGAAGUAUCUUCACGUUGCUGGAACAAAUAAAAUGACUAAUAAUCUAAACAUGGAUAAUAAAAAAAUAAUUAACCUUAGACCACCAACAGACUCCACAGAUGCAUCAAACAAAAAGUAUGUGGACGACUCAAUACCUGAUACUAGUUCUUUUAUAAAAAAAGAUGGAAGUGUAGUAAUGACUAAUAACCUAAAUCUUGGAAACAAAAAAAUAGUUGGUCUAGCAACUCCAACAACAAACACAGAUGCUGCAACAAAGAAAUAUGUGGAUGAUAACACAGCUGCCCCAGAUUUAAGUGAUUACUUGGAAAAAGAUGGUACCAUCGCUAUGACUGGAAACUUAAAUCUUAACAACAAUAAAAUAGUUAACCUCAGUGACCCCACCACAGAUCAACAAGCUGCUAAUCGCGGAUGGGUUCGUAAACAAAUAGAAAGAUUUGAUCAUCAUUCUGGAGAUGGAACAAGUGGUGUGUUUACUAUAACAGAUCCAGCUGCGCCCACGACUUUGUAUCUACAGUAUAUCUCAGGUUCAUCAUUUGAUGAUUUUGUUUUUACAACAUCAGCACCUGGUCAACCUCUUGUAGGGUGGACACCAACUGCUAACACAUACAUUAACAAAAUAGAAUUUCAAUUUGGUUCGCGAAAUAUAAACGUUGACUUUUUGUGGUUUAUUCCUAGAGAUGACUCUCAUUCCAAUUCUAACUUUUGGGUGAGUGGAAAUCGAACUGGCACUUGGUCAUUAAAUAUUCACAAGUCUUGGAAUUAUAAUAUGUCAGGAGUAAAACUAAGAACCCAUAACAAUUCAAAUCACACAGCUAUCACUUGUAGGCUAUUCACUGAUCUACCAAAAGCAAUAACCAAACCACUUAAGAGAAUAGAAAUCAACACACCUAAAAUUGUAAUAAGUGGGGUUGUAAAAGCUGAUGUCAACCUUGGUGGUAAUAAAAUAAAGAAUCUGGGUGGACCAACCCAAGACAAUGAAGCAGUAACCAAAGGUUAUGUCGACAAUCUAGUUCAUCAUACUGCAGUUCAACCAAGUCAUUAUAAAAAUGAGUUUGAUUAUCUCAUGUCAAGUGGGGCUCAAUGGACUGAUGAAAUAGAUGGAGGAGUUAGUUUUGUUAUAAAUAAGAUAGGAGACUUAUCUCCUUCUAAAGGUAAUUUUCAUGACUAUAACCACAAAGUACUUUUCAUGACUAUAAUCAAAAAUGAGCUAAAUAAAUAUAUUUAUAAGAUGGGAAUUAAUUUUUUCAGACUAGCUGCAAAUACUGAUUACACAUUGUGUUUGGAAAUACUCAACACUGAUUAUAAUCUUUGGAAUAAUACUCAAAUAAGUGUUGACAAAGGAACUUCAACAGGAUUAUCAAUUGGAAAUUUAGGCGUAAAAAAACUAUCCCAUAAGUAUACUGAUUCAACAGGGAAAACACAAACUAUGUACUACCACAGAAUAAUAGUUAAUUUCCGGAAGUUGUCAUCUGGGAAUAAGUUCUUUCUUCACAUUUUGGUUGAUAUUCUUCGGGGUGGAUAUAACCUGGCUACGUAUCCGAGACAGUUUUCAGGAGUUUAUAUUAUUGCUUAUGGUAUUAUGGGUACAUUUAGCAAUAUCGAUCCAGAUAAAGUUUACGACUAUCACACCGCAUUUGAUAUCAAACCAACAGAAGUAGUGUACAACGUUGAUAUAAAUGCAAAUAAUAAAAAAAAUAUUAAACAUUAA